GAGAAUCAAGUGAAUUAAUUAUUGUUGAGUUGCAGGAUGGUGUUGCAAGGGUUGAAGCCAAUAAUGCUAAUGGUGUUGGUGCAGAUAACAUUUGUGGUGGUGAAUGUGUUGUACAAGAUGGCCAUCAAUGAUGGAAUGAGCAUGAGGGUUGCUACUGCUUAUCGCCUCAUAUUUGCUUCUGCCUUCACUCUCCCCGUUGCUCUCAUUUUUGAUACCAACAACAACAACAAUAAGCCCAAGAUUACUCCAAGGGUGCUUCUUUUGGAAUUUCUUUGUGGAUUAUUUGGCGGAACGUUAUUUCUGAACUUUUACUUCGCGGCAUUGGCUUUGAUGCCAGCAACGUUUGUGUUGGCCAUCCUUAAUCUUUGUCCAGCUGUCACCUUCAUCAUGGCCAUAACCUCAGGUUUGGAAAAGUUGAAUUUGGGAGCGGCAGCAGGGAAGGCGAAAGUAAUAGGAGCAAUAACCGGAAUCAGUGGUGCAAUGGUGUUGACGUUUUACAAAGGCAAACAAAUUGAUACAUGGUCUUCUUCUUCUUCCCAUAUCAACCUUUUGCAUCAUGCACAUGGCCCUGAUUAUGGUAACAAAUUCUUGGGUUUUUCAUAUGCAACUGCAAGCUGCUGCUCUUUUGCAUUGUGGCUCAACAUUCAGGCUAAGUUGAAUCAAGAAUUCCCCAGGCACCACACAGGUACAGCUCUUAUGUGCACUAUGGCCGCACUACAAUCCACUCUCUUUGCUCUCUCUCUUGAUAGGGAUUGGGCCUCCCAAUGGAAGCUUGCUUGGAAUAUCAGGCUCCUCACUGUCGCUUAUUCCGGAAUUGUGACGUCUGGAAUUGUGGUUAAUAUUAUUGCAUGGUGCGUGCAUAUGAGAGGCCCUCUAUUUUGCUCUGUUUUCAAUCCUCUGCAGCUUGUGCUUGUGGCCAUAGCUGCUUCCUUCUUGUUGAAUGAGAAUUUAUAUUUAGGAAGUGUGAUUGGAGGAGUGUUGAUAGUGAGUGGGCUAUACACAGUGCUUUGGGGAAACAGCAGAGAAACCAAACACAAGAUUCAGAUUCACACUCAGUUAUCAGAAGAAAUCACAAGAGAUCCUCUUCAAGUUAUUGUUAUGUCCCCGCAGAAACAACAACAAAACUCAUCAUCAAAUUCAGAAUUGCCCUCCUCAUAAUAAUGGGGGAAAUAAAAGGCGUUACUCUUUAGUAGUAUAGGUUGUGUUUUUGUAUUCCCCUUUUAACUGGAUAAUCCUUUUACUUUUUUUUGGUUCAUGGUUUUGGUGUUUCAAAUAUAUUGCGAUUAAUGA
Arachis stenosperma is the source of this 1290-nucleotide messenger RNA. RefSeq names its product WAT1-related protein At1g25270-like. NCBI's taxonomy places the organism in Eukaryota, Viridiplantae, Streptophyta, Magnoliopsida, Fabales, Fabaceae. The coding region runs from base 37 to 1158 and encodes 373 amino acids. Gene Ontology annotation, molecular function: transmembrane transporter activity. Gene Ontology annotation, cellular component: plasma membrane. The transcript is spliced from 5 exons. The record is from RefSeq and is a predicted model, not a curated record.